AUGUCGGGCGGCUUCUUCCGGGGGACGUCCGCUGACCAGGACACGCGCUUCUCCAAUAAGCAAGCCAAGCUACUCAAGACGCAGAAGUUCGCACCCGAGCUUGACCAUCUGGUGGAUAUGUCAAAGGUCAAGAUGGACGUGAUGAAGCCCUGGAUUGCCAAGCGGGUCACUGAGCUCCUUGGGUUCGAGGAUGAGGUUCUCAUCAACUUCAUCUAUGGCCUCCUCGAGGAGAAGGAAGCAGAUGGAAAGAAGAUUCAGAUCCAGCUGACAGGGUUCAUGGAGAAGAACACAGUGAAGUUCAUGAAGGAGCUCUGGAGCCUCCUCCUCAGUGCACAGCAGAAUGCCAGUGGGGUGCCUCAACAGUUUCUUGAUGAAAAGGAGGCUGAGAUACAGCAGAAAAAGGCAGAGGAUGAUAGGAUUGCACAGGAGAUCCAAAAGAAGCGAGAGAAAGAGGGAAGGGACUCCGAACUGGAAAAGAACAAAAUUACGGAUGGGGAUGCUGGUAACUCCAGAUCCUAUGGUGAUCCAGUUGGCUCUGCUUUAAAUAGUACAAAUUUCAAUGCUGACGAAGAAAAAGACAAUGAUAUCAAGCGCAGCUUAAGACCAAAGAACAGGGGAAGUCGCAGAUCCAGGAGCAUAUCUUUGUCGCCACGUGGUAGGCAAAGAUCUAUUUCUCCCAGAAAUAAUUCUCGUUCUCCUCCUAGGCGUUCCCGCUCUAUUGAUAGACACCGUAGGUCAUCACGGCGUUCAACUUCACCUAGACGUUCUGUUUCUCCCCGAAGGCAUUCUCCAAGAAGCACACCUUCAAUUUCUAGAAGGAGAUCACCUUACUCAAGGAGAGGGUCACCUUCCUUGUCAAGAUAUCCAUCCCCAUCUUCACGCCGGAGGUCUCCUCUUCGCAGAAAGUCACCAUCAUCUGGGCCACGAAGGUCACCUUCUCCUCGCCAUCGUCGUUCACCAGCUCGUGCACCAAGGAGAUCACCAUCUCCUACAAGUCGAAGGUCUCCUGUUCGACGCAGAUUCUCACCAGGUAGACGUCCAUCUCCAUCCCCAGCAAGGCGCAGGCCAAGGUCCCCAUCUCCAGGAAAGCGUAGGCCAAGGUCUCCAUCUCCAGGAAGGCGCAGGCCAAGGUCCCCAUCUCCAGGAAGGCGCAGGCCACGGUCCCCAUCACCAGGAUGGCGCAGGCCACGGUCCCCAUCACCAGGAUGGCGCAGGCCACGGUCCCCGUCCCCAGGAAGGCGCAGGCCACGGUCCCCGUCCCCAGGAAGGCGCAGGCCACGGUCCCCGUCCCCAGGAAGGCGCAGGCCACGGUCCCCAUCCCCAGGAAGCCGCAAACCAUGGUCUCCAUCUCCAAUAAGACGUCGGUCCCCAUCUCCAAAACGCCGGAGGAGAUCACCAAGUUCACCGAAGACUCGUUCUGCAAAUCGUCGUUCGUCUCCACAGGGAAGGAGGAGUAUCAGUCUGAACACUAGCAGGAGUCCUAAUCGUUCUUGCAGGAGUUUAAGUAGAGACAUCGAGAAAGAAACAAAUGGCACCCCUUCCAUGAAAGACAGAGGAUUGCACCCAAGGGGCCAAGAACAAAAAUCAGAUGAUGAUAAUGAUAGGGAUGAUGCAAGGAUUGGUGGUCAUAAUUCCCCAGAUUCUGAGCAUAGAUUGUCAAAAUCCUUGAGGUCUCCUAACUAUGAAGAAAGGAACUCCACACGUGAUAGCUCUUUCAUGAACUCAGGCAAACCUAUACCUAGUCAGGGCAGCACAGAUACAAGUGGAGAUGAGGAAGGCAGUCGUGCUAGAGAGAAUACCCGGAAAGCAAAUUCAGCUCGUAGGAAAACAAAGGAUUUCUCGGCAGGUCUGCAACUUAAGAAAAUCGGUGCUGGUGACUCAAGCCCUAGAGAAAAAUCUCCAUUCAGUUUACGACAGAGUGGCAGGGGUGUCCCGAAGAAACACCCUGAUCAACUGUCAGAAUCAUCAGAAGACGAGCUUGUUGGUAGAAGAACAAAGUGUCAAACUGAUUCUCCUGAAGACCCUCGUGGGAAACAGCGUUCCCCUACUAGAAUUGAAAAUGAUGAGUCAAAGGAUGGUAGAAACAGUGAGCAUGUCAUGAGAGGUUUGUGUGAUGAGUCUGAUGAUGCUAUUGAUGCAAAGAAAUAUUUAUCUAAAGUCAAUGAGGACUCCCACUCGGAAGAUGGAAGUCCUUUGAAAAAAACUAAGAAAAGAACGUAUGGUAAUAGCCACAUUGAUUCUGGUAGUUCAGGGUCUGAAGAACCUGACAAACAUAGAUCCCACUCUGAGAAGCGAAGGCACAAGAAAGCUCAUAAGCAUAGGAAACAGUAUGAUGGUAGUUCUGAGUCUGAUUCUGAGCCAGAUGGCAAAGAGGCAAAGAGGAGAAGGAAGGAAGAGAAGAGGCUAAGAAAAGAGGAAAGACGUCGAAGACGUGAAGAGCGACACCGCAGAAGGGCGGAACGCCAUGCCAGCAAACAAAAAUUAAAGAACACUGAUACUGCUACUGUGCCUUCAGACUCUGAGAAGGAUCGGGAUUCUGAUUCAGAUGUUGCUGUUAGGAAAAGAGGUUCUCAUGCUGGCAGAGAAGAGUCUGAUCAGAAGAAACUAGAAAUUGAACUUCGUGAGAAGGCCCUUGAAUCUCUUAGAGCAAAGAAAGCCAUCAACAACUAG
Molecule: messenger RNA, 2670 nt
Organism: Miscanthus lutarioriparius
Lineage: Eukaryota; Viridiplantae; Streptophyta; Magnoliopsida; Poales; Poaceae
Source: the annotation of a GenBank genome assembly